UGAACAGAUCCCAUAAGCAAAGCCAGACAAGCAGCACACAGACUAAACGCAGGCAGCACAGGGCACACAUGCCCUGACAGCUGAGGGCUGAGACACCCAGCGUCCAGACAGGCAACCCCGGACACGCCGCACAGCCCCGAGGUGGCGGGGCUGCGGAGGCGGUGCCGACAGCAGGCACAGACAGGGCCGGGCGCUCAUCCCGCCCCGGCACAUCCCCAGCCAGGCAGGCCCCCGACACGCCACCCGAACGCGGUGCCGGGCUGUGCGCACACAGGGCCGCGGCCCCCUCCACACCGGGAACGCGCACGGCAGCGGCGGCGGCUCCGAGCCCGGAACGCUCCGUCCCCGCAGCGGGCGAGAGGCGGCCGCGGGGCGCCUCCAUGCCGCUGCCGCUACCACCGCCCCCCUCCGCAGCGGGCAGGACGCCUGCGCCGUGCGCUGCCGGCAGGAGGCCGGGGGCGGGGGCUCCGGCAGCGGCGCCGCAUCCAGAGCAGGUUGCGGCGGGGACGGGACCAGCAUGAGCUGCGGGCGCUGAGGCUCCGCCGCCCAGCCCGGCCCAACCCGCCCGCUGCGCGGAGACAAAGGAGCGAGGCCGCCGCCGCCGACAUGGGGGAGCGGCCCCGAGCCCAGCCUGGCGCCCCGCCGGCUGCAGCCGCCCCCUCCGGCUCGCUGCUCAACGGGCUGCUGCACAACGGCUUCCACCCGCCGCCGCCGCCGCUGCUGCGCCAGGAGCCGCCGGUGCCCGGCCACGGCUCCCCGGCCAAGAAAUGCAGGCUGCGGAGACGGCUGGACUCGGGCAGACGGAACAGGCCGCCAUUUCCGUGGUUCGGAAUGGAUAUUGGUGGAACAUUGGUUAAACUGGUCUACUUUGAACCAAAAGACAUUACAGCGGAAGAGGAACAGGAGGAAGUAGAAAACCUGAAAAGCAUUAGGAAAUACUUGACUUCCAAUACAGCCUAUGGUAAAACUGGCAUUCGCGAUGUCCAUCUUGAACUGAAAAACUUGACCAUGUGUGGACGCAAAGGGAAUUUGCACUUCAUCCGCUUUCCCACUUGUGCCAUGCAUAGGUUCAUACAGAUGGGUAGUGAAAAGAACUUCUCCAGCCUGCACACUACACUUUGUGCCACGGGAGGCGGGGCUUACAAGUUUGAAGAGGACUUCAGAACGAUUGCUGACCUGCAGCUCCAUAAACUGGAUGAGCUGGACUGCUUGAUCCAGGGCCUGCUGUAUGUUGAUUCUGUUGGGUUUAAUGGCCAGCCAGAGUGCUAUUAUUUUGAAAAUCCCACAGAUCCUGAACAGUGUCAGAAAAAGCCUUACUGCCUUGAUAAUCCAUAUCCAAUGUUGCUGGUUAACAUAGGCUCAGGGGUCAGCAUCCUAGCAGUGUAUUCCAAGGACAACUAUAAAAGAGUUACAGGGACCAGUCUCGGAGGUGGAACGUUCCUGGGCCUGUGCUGUUUGCUGACUGGCUGUGAGACUUUUGAAGAAGCACUAGAAAUGGCAGCUAAAGGAGACAGCACCAAUGUCGAUAAACUGGUAAAAGAUAUUUAUGGGGGAGACUAUGAACGAUUUGGCCUUCAAGGAUCUGCUGUAGCAUCAAGCUUUGGCCACAUGAUGAGUAAAGAAAAAAGAGAUUCCAUAAGUAAAGAGGACCUGGCCAGAGCUACCUUGGUCACUAUCACCAACAACAUUGGCUCCAUUGCUCGCAUGUGUGCAUUGAAUGAGAACAUUGACAGAGUGGUGUUUGUAGGAAACUUUCUCAGAAUCAAUAUGAUCUCUAUGAAGGUGCUAGCGUACGCUAUGGAUUAUUGGUCCAAGGGACAGCUGAAGGCUCUAUUUUUGGAACAUGAGGGAUAUUUUGGAGCUGUUGGGGCCCUUCUGGAAUUGCUUAAAAUGACAGAAGAUCAGUGACAAAGCCAACUGGAAGUAGAUACCUGACAAAGAUGCUGCUGGAUAGAAUGAAAGUCACUAUAAGGAUGGAAAUGAAGCCAUUAUGGCAGUUCUACCUGCUGGAUUUGUAAAUAAUUUAAAAUCCUUUUAGCUGAUCUCUCUAACUUUUGGGUUUUGAGCUUAUACUUCAAAAUUCAUACUGGGAAUAAAAAGGUUUUUUCUGUAUACUGUAUUUUUUAGGGGGGGAGAAAAAACUGUGCAACGUGGCCAAACAUGCAGAUUUUAUGUAUUGAUUUUAAAAAGUGCAUACUGUUUAAAAAAGGACCUAUACUAUGAGAGACCUGCGUUUCUUCUGGGGUUUACUGAUUAGUGUGGUAAUUUUAACUUCAUCUAGUAAUCACUCUAGGAGAUUUUUAUCUUAUAUUUUUCAUGACGUUUCAUGAUUUACUCUUGGUUUCAAAUGAAACUACAAAGCUGGCACAUUUUACUGUGAACACUAAACUAAUUGAUUUUGUUGCCUUCACUUUUUUUAUUUAAAAAGAUACUCUUCCCUCUCAUCUCUCCUCCAAAAAGAUGCCCUUUCUUUGACUACACGUGUUUCUGUUAACGAAGAGGCAGUAGCAGACACGCUGAGAUGGGGAUAAGAUUUGUGUAGUCACUGGCACCUUUUGAAGUCAUGAACAUGAGUUAACUGCUCAUUGUGUCACCAAAGCCCCUUGCAUUUUGGCCUAUUCCUUUCUGAAAUUUUUGAUUACUGGGUCAAAACUAAAACAAAAUCUUGUUAUGGUAAAAUUCAUCUAUAAAAAGAGCUCUGCGGUACAGAUAUUAUUUAUACAGUAUAUACUUAGCAUUAGAAAAUAACAAGGGAGAGUAAUUUCAAUAUGUCUGAGGACUUUACUGUAGUAAUUACAUAACUUUUUAAAUUUUGUCUUCAUCAGAUUUGUUAUUGUUAUUCAAAUCCCACUUUCUAAAAUUAGAACCAAUACUUAUUGUAUCAUAUAUUGGAUUAGGAACAAAAGUUUAAUUUUGCCUCCAGGACUUGGUAAAGUCUGAGUAUUUUUUCCUAAAUCAUUCUGUCUUACAAAUCUGUAUUUGAAAUACAUCCUUUUUCAUGUGUCACAUGAUAUACAGGGUCCAUCAGAGGGACAGUAUAAUUUUAGGGAGCAUGUGUUCUCGCUGAUGUAUUUUGAUUUUAUGUUUUUGUUUCUGAACACAGUCAUUAAUUUCCAUCUCUCUCAAACCUUGGAUAAAUUGAUACUAACAGAAGUGUUGACUUGUCUGCUAUAAAUAAAGCCCUUUACUGUGUGAUGGUUUUUAA
This is a messenger RNA of Terrapene triunguis (Three-toed box turtle), 3205 nucleotides long. RefSeq names its product pantothenate kinase 1 (gene PANK1). Gene Ontology annotation, molecular function: ATP binding; pantothenate kinase activity. Gene Ontology annotation, biological process: coenzyme A biosynthetic process. The transcript is spliced from 7 exons. The record is from RefSeq and is a predicted model, not a curated record. Lineage: Eukaryota; Metazoa; Chordata; Testudines; Emydidae. Bases 607 to 1908 code for a protein of 433 amino acids. Gene Ontology annotation, cellular component: cytosol; nucleus.